Molecule: messenger RNA, 714 nt
Organism: Penicillium concentricum
Lineage: Eukaryota; Fungi; Ascomycota; Eurotiomycetes; Eurotiales; Aspergillaceae
Exons: 4
Coding region: 1-714 (237 amino acids)
Molecular function (GO): oxidoreductase activity
Source: RefSeq, a predicted model, not a curated record
AUGGAAACUCCCCUGGUAGCUGUAGUCACUGGCGCCAACCGUGGCAUCGGGCGUGCCAUAUGUGCUGCGCUGGCUCAACAGUAUUCAGGUCCCCUGAUUUUGUAUGCAGCCUCACGUGCUGGAGCUUCUCUCGAUCUGACCAACCUGGCCAUUCCCCCAACUGUGUCGAUUCGCCCUGCUCAGCUCUCCCUUACGGACCAGGCCAGUAUCUCCGCACUCACCGCGAGGAUCAGAAACGAAAACAAGGGCUGUGAUGUUGUCAUUAACAAUGCCGGGCUAUAUUAUUUUCAAGGGAACAUCACAGCCGCACAGCGCCAGGAAACUCUUGACGUGAACUAUCGCGGCACACUCAAUAUCUGUCAAGCCUUCUUACCAAUCAUGCGUAAGGGUGGCCGCAUUGUCAAUAUCUCUUCCCAAUCCGGCCAGCUCAAAUAUUUCCAUCCUCGCCUGCAGGCGCGAUUUCUGAGUCCUGAUCUCAACCUCUCCGAGCUGGAUGAUCUGGUUGAGGAGUAUAUACACUUAGCCGACCAGCACACCGCGACCGCUUCAGGCUGGCCCCCUCUUGCUUACUUCACCAGCAAGGCCGCUCUAAAUUGCGUCACACGAAUUUUGACCCGCGAAAAUUCUCAUCUGAUGAUUAACUGUUGCUGCCCUGGGUGGGUGGGCACGCCACUGGGUGCGCAGGCGGGCCAGCCACCCAAAUCUGUUGGUUAG